AUGACGAUGAUCCAACGCUCAAACAACGAGCAGAUGCUCAGGUUCUUCUCCUCUAUGACCCUCGGCUCCUGGCUCAAUGAGACCGCCACUCACAGUUUACCUUAUGUGAGUUUGUGGAUACAAGCGGCUGCUGCAAUGUCCAAUAUGGGGUUAUUUGAAGCAGAAAUGUGCAGUUCUCCAGUUGUGCCUUUUCAGUAUUUGGUCUAUCUUGCCGACACGCGCAACUUCGUGAGCCAUCUCCACAAUGCUCUUGAGCGGAACAAGAUAAGGGUCUUCGUUGAUCACAGUCUGGAAAGAGGACUAGAGAUUGCACCCACAAUCAAUGAAGCGAUUGAGCAAUCGAGGAGCGCCAUCGUGGUCAUCUCUCAGACAUUUGCCUCCUCGCCAUGGUGUCUGGACGAGCUGGAUAAGAUCCUCGAGUGCAAGGAAAAGAAAGGCCAGCUGGUAUUCCUCAUUUUCAUGGAUGUUGACCCCAAAGAGAUGCGCGAGCAGUCCGGACCAUUCAAGCGGAUUGGCCAAAAUGAGAAGGGUAUAGCGCAGGAGAACGCUGACAAGGUCCAAAGGUGGAGAAAAGCUCUCCGCAAAGCCGGUAAUCUCACCGGUUGGUCUCUCGAAAAUAGGUACUAA
Molecule: messenger RNA, 627 nt
Organism: Eucalyptus grandis
Lineage: Eukaryota; Viridiplantae; Streptophyta; Magnoliopsida; Myrtales; Myrtaceae
Product: disease resistance protein RUN1
Exons: 3
Coding region: 1-627 (208 amino acids)
Biological process (GO): signal transduction
Source: RefSeq, a predicted model, not a curated record